Entelurus aequoreus (snake pipefish) is the source of this 3487-nucleotide messenger RNA. RefSeq names its product G protein-coupled receptor 180 (gene gpr180). The coding region runs from base 71 to 1375 and encodes 434 amino acids. NCBI's taxonomy places the organism in Eukaryota, Metazoa, Chordata, Actinopteri, Syngnathiformes, Syngnathidae. The transcript has 10 exons. Gene Ontology annotation, biological process: response to pheromone; G protein-coupled receptor signaling pathway. The record is from RefSeq and is a predicted model, not a curated record.
GUUUCGUGGCUCGUUGAAGUGAUGAGCUAACAUAUAUUAACUUAAAACGCCAAGAUUAGUGUGUUUUAAAAUGUCGUAUUUACUGUCCGCUCUUAUGGCUACAUCACUCCUCGCUUCGCAGGCCUUUGGGAAAACUGUAACUGGACUUUUUAAGAGCGAAGUAGCGAGACUGCAGAAAGGCCAAUUCAUCACUAAUUUCAUGUAUCAAGGUGAUGCAGGUUUGGUGGUCUGUCAGCUGGACAACCCCUCAUUAGCUGCAGAGAUGGAGUCCAGGCUGCUGCUAUAUCCAAAUGUGGACAAGGACUGGGUCAACCUCAGCUGCUCUGAAAGACUCACUAGAGCCGAGUUCACCAUAUCUCUCAGUCAAGAAGAACACAACCAGACGAUCCCUCGUCAGUCGUCUCCCACGGUGUGGAAGGCUCUGUAUGCAGAUAGAUACACCUGUCAGGACGCUGCCGUGAUUCCUUCUCAUGGCGACCUCACGUUUACUGUCCUGCUGCUCAAUGCUGAUUCUGCAGGAAACCCUCUGGAGCACUUUAGUGCGGAGGAAGCAGGUCUUCAAACGUUUUACUUCCUCCUGCUGCUGGCAUACUUUGUGUCUUCCUGUAUCUACGUAAGGCCUCUGUACCAGGCUCUGAGGAAAGGCGGGCUCAUGCACACGGUCCUCAAGGUGCUGACCGCCGCUCUGGCCUUGCAGGGCUUCUCCGCCUUCUGCAACUUCAUUCACAUGGCAAGGUAUUCCAGAGACGGCGUUGGUAUUCCGCUGAUGGGCAGCCUAGCUAAGUUUUGGGAUAUGGUGGCUCAGGUGUCCGUGCUGUACACGUUACUAAGUCUGUGUGUGAGCUGGACUCUAAGUCGAGGCCGGAAACCUCAGUCCCGACCUCUGCAGUGGGAACAGUCUCCGGCGUCCACAGCUGUUGCCGUGGGUGGAGUCGUUACGCAGGGUGUGCUGCUGCUAUGGGAGCAGUACUCCGCAUCUGGGAGCCAACACCACAGCUACCACAGCCAUCAGAGUCUGGCAGGGAUACUCCUCAUUGCCCUCAGGGUGACGCUGGCCCUCCUGCUGGCCUCCGUUCUUUACCAGAUCAUCUCCACUGAGAGGAGCACCCUGAAGAGAGACUUCUACAUCUGCUUUGCCAAGGGAUGCUUCCUGUGGUUCCUCUGUCAUCCCCUCCUCGUCCUCACGUCCGCCAUCGUCAACGAGCACCAGAGGGACAAGGUGGUCACCAUCGGAGUAGUUCUGUGUCAGUCCAUCGCCAUGGUGAUCCUCUACCAGCUCUUUCUGUCUCGUUCCCUCUACUGGGAAGUGUCCUCGCUCUCCUCCGUGUCGCUGCCCCUCACUAUGUCCAGGACCGGUCAGAGGGGGCGCUACUGAGCACGGGUGCUUCUUAGGCGUACGCGGCGGACAAGACAUUUUGCUGGUGUCUGAAACGGGCUGAAGAGCGUCAGCCUGCCUCUCGCUACUCCAAGACAAGAGAGGGGUCACAAAUAAUUCAUGGACCAAUAGAAAAAGAAAAUGUAAGUACUGAGGCAGCAUCUCAAAAAGAAGAAGAUUAGCCAUUUGUUUUUAUAUUUACAGUAAAUACAAAAAAAUGCGUAGAAUAAGGUUACUAAACUGGCAGUCAUUUGGGAGGUAGUAGAAUUGAUUAUUUACCGGGUUUACAGUGCGAGAUGAUGGACCGAACAUCAUAUUGAUGUACAUGCGGGAUGAAUGACUGUUUAAAAGUCAUUUUUGAGUUGUAGCCUACUAAAAUGUGAAUUUGCGAGCCGGUGGUACAGUAUAUGAACUGUAAUAUUUUGACAGUAUAUCUCCCCGUCUUCAUCGGCAGAUGAAGGCGAAUAACCUCAAAGCUUCCGAGUGAAUGACGUUAUUUAUUCGCGGAUGCAUGACAUAAACAUUUCAGCGCCUUGUUUACGACCUGAUGCUUGAACAUAGACCGCUUUUGUUUUAUCUGUUGAACUUUGUUAGGUUUAUGUACAGUUAAAAACAUCCCCCCCAUUGUGUUACUCGUGUUGCUAGGGAUUUAUGAUGUACAACCUGUGGAAAUAUAUUUUAAGGUAAUAUACAAUCCAUUCGGAAUACUCCAUCCGGUUAAUGUUCAGAUUGCAGGACCAUCCCCAAAAUAUGCUUUGUACCCCCACAAUAGCAAAACCUGAAUUUUAGUAUUGUAAAACCACUUAAACACCACAAUAAUCAACAUACUAAUACAUGUCUUCAACAUGAUUACAUUAGAGCUGUCAAAAUGAGCUGUGUAUAAUCACAAAAAAAAUGUUUUGCAUUAAUUAUGAACACGCUUAAGUUAAUCAUGCAAUUUAUUUUGACCGUAUAUGUUCUUUUGCCCUAAUCGCUAUACAGUUACUGUUAAAAACUACAGAAAGGAGUGAGGUGACCGCGACUGGUGUUCUCCCUGCACAUUUCGCUCCAAAAUACAGCAUGAAAGAACUUCAAAUAAAGCUCUCUUACCGAGUUUUGUGCAAAUACAUGACAUGCGUUCAGAUAAACCGUUUAAAUGUGUCCCAGGAUGAUGCUCUGACAAUAAAAUUGUAUUUGAGUACAACUAUUGGGGGCUUUUCUUAAGAUCCUGUGUAUUAUGCAAGCUAGUAAUCACCUGCACUGCAAAAACUGAAAUCUAAGUAAGAUUAAAUAUCUCAAAUAAGGGUGAUAUUUGCUUAUUUUCUGUCUGAUAAGAUAAUUAUUCUCACUAAGCAGAUUUUAUGUUAGUGUUUUACUUGUUUUAAGGGUUUUGGUCCUAAAUGUUUUUAGUAAGAUAUUACAGCUUGUUGCUGAGAUUUUAGACCUAUAUUGAGUAAAACAUGCUUGAAACUAGAACAUCAACUGUUGCAAAGCUGUGUCAUCAACACUCACAAGUAUAAAACUACUUUUUUAAAGUAAUAUCUUACUUCAAGCAUGAAAAAAAAAUCAUGAUUUUGACACGAAUGUGUCUCAUAAUUUAAAACAGAUGACAGCCAAAUGGACUUUGCUGUUUUAUUUUCAAUGAAACAAUAGAAAAUACGUACUCAUAUAGUAGUACAGUUGGCACAGUACAGCAAACUGACAGUUAAUAUUUAAACAUUUAACAUGUGACAUUUCAAACAAUUUUGAACAGAAAUAGUUCAUGCACAUUCAGAUGAAUUCUUCAAAAUUACAAUUAAAUUUUUUUUUGCCGGGGGCCGGGCUGUAUAUAUGCACACUAAUUGACUGAAAGAGCACGCACUUGCCGCGAUGAUGUCAUGUUAUCGAUGGAAAAAUGCAUUUUAGACCAUAUAGUAUGCCUGAGCGGCUAGGAGACCCCGAGAGUAACAAGCGGUUGCCUUGUUGCCUUUCCAUUAAGAAAAAUGAAGUAGUUUUUAGUAUAAGUUUGCUGGUUUCAAGAACUGUAAUGCCGAGCGCAUAUCAUUAUGUCAAGAUGAUGGCACUAGCAUUUACUUCAUUUAAGAAUAUCUUUCAACAUAUUGAGCAAAAAGGUCUAUUUUUUUCUACCAAGAA